Porites evermanni is the source of this 2852-nucleotide messenger RNA. Lineage: Eukaryota; Metazoa; Cnidaria; Anthozoa; Scleractinia; Poritidae. The record is from the annotation of a GenBank genome assembly.
CGGCUAUCCGAAGACGAAAUAGCUGAAUUUCUAACUAAAUCUGAACGGAGGAAAUCCAAAAUACGCAAAGUAUAUUACUCAGUAGAUGUUAUCUACUUUUUGAGGAGUAUCUGUUUAUACACUGAAACAGCAUCGAAAACUAGGCCAAGGUUUAGAAGAAGUUUACGAUGAGGUAAGUUUGUUAAGAACUUGAAGUUUACAUGAAUAAUAAAACAAUCAUUGAAUUCGGCCUUCGUAUGAUGUGAAGAAUAUGCAGAUCUUGGAGGAUGUUAUCCGCCUCGGCCUUCAGCCUCGGUGUCCUCGACCUGCAUAAUUCUUCACAUCCUACCCAGUCUCAUUCAAUAAUUGCUAACUAUAACUAUAUAACUGUAACGAUGAAGGCUGUUGAAUGCAGCCGAAAUAAAGGUUCAUCGUGGAGAAACAUCUGGUGUCUUCAAUUGUGAUGAAUAUAUUUUUUUCAUGGAGACUGCCGUCUUUUUUGAUGCUUGUGCCUUGAUAUAUAACUAUAACGAUAUAAAUAUAUAACUAUAUAAGGGUACAACUAUAACUAUAAUUUUUAUAUGGGGGAACAGUUUCAAAUUUAUCAGGAUCUUAUUACCUAUAGGUGUGGCAUUCAGAAUUAAACAUCUUCGCCCCAGCUGGAAUCUGUAAAAUAAUAAAAAAAAGUUUUAUCAAAGUAAUGUCAUGAAGAUUUUUUGUGCAGUUUUUGGCAUUUAAGAGUCGAGAUAUAUAUGGUUGACCUUAGCUGAAAUAUAGUCACUAAAUGGGAUUUCGACUAAUUAUCUCAUGGAGAGUAGUAAUUAAAACAAAGAACGUAAAGGGGCUGUGUCAGUGCUGCUUAUUAGUCGAGCUUGCUUUAGCAGCGAGACUCUUAAAAUGCAAGCGUUUCUUGUUUUUUUUUCUUCGUGUGUGCGCACCAAAAGGGAGAUCACGAUCCCAGGCGUUCUUAGCGGAGACCGUGGAAACUGGGAGACAAUAAUCGCGGCGUCACCGACAUUCAGAGCGCCAUGUAUGUUUCGUGAAGAAAGCUUAGAAAGAUUAAAGCGAAAGAUGUCCAGCUUAUACGGAACGGGUCGGUCCACGAAUUCUAUCGCUUGAAAGCGUUGAUUACUUUGGAACAAGUGAACACUUCGGUGGUCGAAAAAAAGGAAGAAUCUUAACAGGUGCUAUUCAAAAACGAGCAGGAGUCUAUUAUCAGGUUUAAAACAUCGAGGCGAAGCCGAGAGUUUUUAAACCUGAUAAUACACGACUGCUCGUUUUAUGAACGACUACAGAAUCUCUGAUAAAGAUCAAUUCAUUUUUGCACUAAUAUUAAGAUUUGAAGUUAUUUAGGUCUAAAAUAUUGAACAUAAAGCUCAGCCGUGUCUUUAUCAGACGAAACAUUAAUUUCUUUUAUUUUUUAUUUAUUUUUUUCGAAUCGAGGCCCUUGAGUAAUUCGUGUAUUUAUACACGCGUACUCAAUCAAUUCAGAAACAAAUCGCCGAAUAAAAUAAACAUCCUGAGGAAUAAUCGACCGUCGGUAAAGCAGGACCUGAGGAAAUCCUGUUUCGUUUAGAAUUAAUCACUUCCGCAUUUCUUAUCUUAUCUCCAAGCAAGCUCGAUUGAAUGGAACAGUCAACGUUAGUGAAGAAACUACUAGUAAAUAACAAAAUUGCUGCUUCGUGUCAAACAAAUAUAUCUCUCAAGCAUUAUUUCAAACAUUAUAAAUAACAAAAAUGAAAUUGAAAAAAACAGUGAGGCUAGGAAUUUUUAAAAAGCUACAAUUCAAAUUCCUUUCAAUCUUCUUGAAAGUUUGCACCCGUGCCUUCUCUUGUAUUUUUGUGUUAUUCAUGCCUCAGUCUUUAACGUAAAUAGUAACAGAAACCCGAAAACAAAUGCACACUUUGGAAACAGAAAACCGAGCCUUUGUAGAAAGAAAAAUGCCCAUAUAGGCACUACGGUUACUUCAUCCUAAAAUAAAUUUAGUGCUUAAAGCAAAAAAUGACUCAAAAUUACUCCCAACAAGAGACAAAGCUUGUCCGCAUCACAUGGGUGCGCAUGCGCUCAGUUCUUAUGCCUUUACCUGAUAAAAUCCAGUGACUCCAUUUGUGACUUGAUCAACCCGAAAGGUACCUAGAAAGAAUAUAAAUAGAAGAUUUUGCUCUUAACAAAAUUACAUGGCAGACGCUUAGCCCUUGUAAAGCUUAUAGUUUGUAAACCUUAUAGCUUACAGUUCUUUAAUCUGCUUGUCUUUUAACAGCUUGUAAAUUCUGUCCAAAAGGCUAUUUUAUCCACAACAGAGCCAUUGAAUGUAGGAAGAAUGCUAGAAAGUUAAAAACGGUAAAGGAUGAUCACACAAAACGGUAUUUCCAGUAUGCACGGCGCCCGCUAGUUGUUACUAAAGCAAUGUUCUAGCCAACUAAAGAAAGAGCCGGUUAUUUAAACAGAUUUUAGCCAGCAAUUAACAAAACCGCGUUCUAAGCCAUUUUCAGUUUGCCCAAUUUUUUUUAUCUCAACUCCAUUUAUCGUUAACAUUUUCAUUAAAGCAUAUAGUGUAGACUGGAAAAGCACUUAUUUUCUUAAAAUAAUUCACUAAGAAAGAAAUUUGGAGGUCAAAUGAUUUCUUAAACCACGGUCUAAGUUAGACUUAGCAUCGCUUAGAUAACCGACUCAUAGUGUUUUGCUUUCCCAAGAUCUCAGCCCGGGCAGUGGAGGAAGCUUUUUGUCCCGCCUAGUCGACCGAUGAUGAUGAUGAUGCUGAUGAUGAUGAUGAUAGUGAUGACGAUGACGAUGACGAUGAUGCCGUUAACAAUGACGACCAUCAUGUUAAUGAUGAUCAUGGCUAUAUUAUGAGGAAGAGGACUAUCUUUUAG